This is a messenger RNA of Strongylus vulgaris, 1148 nucleotides long. NCBI's taxonomy places the organism in Eukaryota, Metazoa, Nematoda, Chromadorea, Rhabditida, Strongylidae. The record is from the annotation of a GenBank genome assembly.
ACAGUCGAUUCGCAACCAGCAACAGUAGAUGUCCGUUAUCUACGUCAACCUCACGUUGUUGACGCAAGUGGCCAGGGCCCGGUACUAAUUGCCAGUCAAGGCUACCGUUUCUACGUUGAAUGCGCUCGUGGAGCGGAUGGGCUUUGUCAACAAAGUGGACGUCGGAAGACACUUCGCCAUGAAGACUUUAAAAUUGUUGCUAAAUCCAUGUUUAGUGGAAAUGGUGCCGAAAUCACUAUCGGAACGGAGAUGAUCGGCCAGAGCAUUCAGUGCCAGGCUAAUAACGGCCUCUUCUCGGACACCGAAAUGGCCACCAGUCAAGCAGUCCAAAUUGACCCCUACUCGUCCGCUCGUUUGGUCCAGGAUAACUUUGCAACCCUUCAAUCGGCGGCGCCGUUCCAGGCUGGUAAUCGUCUGGAAAUGAAUCAGCAGAUUAACCUCGGCUGUCAGGUCGAGGGCAAUCCACGUCCUGUAGUUUUCUGGAAGCUGAGAAAAUCAAACGGACAGGUUGUCGAUGCCCCUUGUGCUCAAGGAUUCGACGGACAAUACCAAGAGGUCAAUGAAUCACCACGCGAUCGACCAAUUCCACCUAAUGUUGUGCGCCUCAAUGCCAUCUGCUCGUUCCGCGUGUCCAACUACUCCCUUUCUGGACAGUACUGGUGUUCAGCUUGCUCUUAUGUAAGUCAGGGAGCUCCUGAAUGCUCACCAGCUCUUGAAACUCCUGGAACAAGCACACUUAGCAUUCAAGUUACUGGACCACCCAUGCAGUCUGAUGCAGCACCGACUAUUGAGCAGAUCGGUCAGUCCUGGGAAAACUUCCGCUUUGAAAGCACAACCCAAAACAAUACGGUCCCAAACUGCUACCUUGCUAGGUUAAAUAUUGCGCCUGUAAGAGAGGAGGAUCAGUACCGACCAUAUGUUUGGCACUUAUCUGCUGUGUUGCCUUCUGUGUACGAAGAGGUGUACUUUGUUUUAGCAGUAAGAGUAAAAGAGCAGUCAGACUACAACGAACCCAAAGCAAAAGCCAACUUGAAUGUUCGUGAAAACUUUUACGACGCUGAUGCUCCACGGCUGUACACUCCACAAUCAGUUGAGGUAUGCGAACCAGCUAUGGGCGUCUAUCUGAGCCGUGAAGCUGUCGUCUGAGA